AGCAGAAUUGUGGUGGGCUGUUUGUCUGUGUGAAGCUGGCAUGGCCUCCCGUUCCCCUGCAUCUGGUCCCCAUUAGCAGAGCCGAGCAUAUAAAGCUGAGAGCUGACAGGGGCAGGGAACACUCGAGUUCCUGCCUGGAUCAUGGGGUUUACUAUCUGGCUGUGUGUGCUGUGCCUGCAAGCGAGCCUGCUGUCACAUGCCCUCGACUGCUCAGGAUCAACACAGGGAGAGCUGUGUGUCAGCGGACAGACCGCAGACGGACAGUAUGAUGAUCAGAAGCAGCAGAGGGAGCUGCCCUUGACUGAUGGACAGGUUUUGUUCAGACGUAAGAGACAGCAGGAGAGGAGGGGUCCCACCCACCUGAGCCACUCCAGCCUUCCCGGGGCUGUCUCUGUCAAAGGCUUCCCAAACACUCUCAUCCAGACUGAUAGGUCCAGACGACACUUGGCUCAAGCUGCAACAAAGAAAAAGAACAAACGUAAAUCCCGCGUUGGCUCCUUCUCCCUCCUUAGCAACGACAAGAAAUCUAACCCCCUACAGGUGACUCGAGCAAAGAGACAGGUGAAGCUCGAUCCUUCAAAGAGAGGGAACUCAAAUCGUUCGGGGGCUUUCUCUGUCCUGGGAGACCCGCAGACUGACGGACAGACGGACAGACCCAAAAGAAGCAUUUAGAAGAUGGAUGCUACAAAAAUAAAAAAUCUAGCAAACAGUGUGCAUGUUCAAACGUGUCCACAUUUUGCUGAAAACAUGUUAAGAAACUGAACAUUAGAGGGAAAAUCUGACAUUUGGACCAAUAACUUCUAUGUUGAUUUAGUUUGAUGUUUGUGACCAUCAGUGAUGUUUCAACUGUAGACUCGCUGAUCUGAAUGAGCUAGUCCACACUUAGGGAUUCUUUAUAUGCACUAUUUUAAGUUUCUAAUAUAUACCUGCAUGAUAUAAAAAUUAAAAGAUCCCAUAUUAUUAUUCUAGUUUUCCAUUGUGUUGUAACCUAUUUAAUCACAGAUUCCUUAUGAAGAUUGGGGGUAUAUUUUUGCAGAAAUAUGUCUUGUGUUGUAUCAGAUUUCAAUAAAGGUUUAGUGGAGACA
Molecule: messenger RNA, 1085 nt
Organism: Labrus mixtus (cuckoo wrasse)
Lineage: Eukaryota; Metazoa; Chordata; Actinopteri; Labriformes; Labridae
Exons: 6
Coding region: 142-672 (176 amino acids)
Source: RefSeq, a predicted model, not a curated record